Messenger RNA from Penicillium chermesinum, 1707 nucleotides. RefSeq lists its product as uncharacterized. The record is from RefSeq and is a predicted model, not a curated record. The coding region runs from base 1 to 1707 and encodes 568 amino acids. The transcript has 4 exons. NCBI's taxonomy places the organism in Eukaryota, Fungi, Ascomycota, Eurotiomycetes, Eurotiales, Aspergillaceae.
AUGGACUCCUCGAGCGAAUCUUCGUCCUCAGUGUCCGACUUCGAAGAUAAGGCGGACUCUUACAAGUGUAGCGUGCACAAUCUCACAGCAAAGGUGUUUCUGAAUCGGCCUCUCCAAGACCUAAUCCCAGGACGAUACUUGAGAAGGGCAGAGCAUACCGGCGUCGCUCAACGCAAAGCCUGGAUCUUCCGCGGUGGCGCCGAGGAUGGACGCCAGGUGAACCAGAAAGAGUGGUCCAAGAUUGAUAUUCGGUACCGCGGCGUUUUCAAAACACUCAGCAAAGUUCCGCAGUUCAAAAAGGGCCUGUGGGAAGGCGGCAGUGAGAAGUGCCAUGGCGAGCUCAACGAUAAGAGCCGUCUUGCCCAGGCUCAGCUUGUCUACGCUCUAUUGAGUGAUGUGACUGAAAUGUUAGACCUGCAGAGACCAACAAAGGAUGGCAAUUCCAUCUUCUAUCUGCGACCACGUCUUCUCGACUCUUUCCUUGAAUAUUGGACAGGUUACCGAGAGAAACACAAAGACGGCCCCAAGACUGCCGGUUUUCUGGCCAUGGACUUCGAGCCUGAUAAUGGAGGCUGUGUGCCCAUUCUCCCAGUAUCCUCCACAACAAAAGAAGCCCCCUUGACCGAAGUCCUUGACGACAAAUUCAAAUUGAUUCUUGGUCAACUCCUCCUCCACAUCCGCCCACUCCCACUCCCUGGCGACAGACUCCCAGACCAAGAGAUCUUCCUCUUAGGAAUCCACGGCUCGAAGCUCCAUCUCCUACGCGCUUACUUCCCAGGCCAAAAGAUCUCCAGUCUCUGGUGCCGCCGCUACAUCCCAGCCCAGGAAACCUUUACCCUCAUUCCUCGACCCUUGCGCCACCGUAGCUCAUCUUCUCCGAACCCAAGGAUCAAACACAUGGACGACAGCGAUAGCCAGCACUAUGACGCCGAUCAUGGACACAAUAUCCCGGACAAGUCUCGCACCACCUCUCGCACUGCCUCCUACACAAGCUUCCCUAGCUAUAUCCAGCACCACCAGCAAAGCUCAACAGAAACCCUAUCCGAAGACAUUGGCGAGAUGUUCGAUAUAAACCUCAUGGAGCCGCUGGACCCCAACCUCCAGUCCUCUCACAGCAGGCCCCGUGCUCACAGCCACACACCGCGCUUCUACACCAAAAAUAACCUCGAGCGCAUCCGCCAGCAACUCGACGCCACUAAAAUGGAGUUCCUGGAUAAUGAGCCAGACACCCGCACCUUCCGCAUCUUGGGGACAAGAGAGUACGAUCUCUGGAAGCGGAAGGACUUCUACACGGCCGUGCAAAUGCUCGUCGCGCUGCAGAUGUAUCUCUUCUCUGGUAAGGCUCUAUGCGGAGCUCUGCAGGAGACUUUCGAGAAGCAUCCUAUCCGCCGGGGCGAGAAAGAUGAUGACAGCAACGAGAACAGUGACUUCGAGUCUGAUUCUUCUGUGGAUGAGAUGACGGAUCAGCAGCGGACGUUGGUUUUGGAGCGCCAUGCGGCUAUUGAGGAGGCGAGGGUUAUCCGCAGUGAGAGGGAGCUCCAGAGAGUGGAGGAGUUACAGCGGCGAGAGGAGCUCGCUGAGAUACAGGCGAGGGAGGAUAUGCGGUGGGGGGGAUCUAGAUCGGAUUGGGAGUUUGGGGGAAGCGAGAAAGCCUUGGUGGGAUUUCAUGUGGAAGGAUGGAGAUGGGCACCAAGAGGAUUUUCCUGA